CGUGUUGCUGCAAAAUGCGAAUUUCAGUUUUCUUGUUCUUCCGUCCAAACAAACAGAAAAAUAUACACUUCCAAUCGAUCAGGGAAGGGUACUGUGUUAUCUCAUUCCACAAGCCAUGAGGUACAUUUGCAGGACCUGUUCGCGUAUGGCCGAUCCCGCGGCAGCCAAGAAUCUCUUCGAGCCAUCAAGCUCUUCCGUUUUGCGCCAAAUAGAGACCUUAACCAAUUUGCAGCUGAAAGAGUACGACAAGUUGCCCAGGUUCAUGUGCCAGGACUGCCAGCACGACCUGCAGAUUGCCAUCGACUUUCGCCGAGUUUGCAUCGAGGCCCAAGAGCUCCUCGAACUUCAGCUGAGGCAGGUGGAAAAGGAGGAGGAGGCAUUCGAGAGCCUGGCGGAACAAUGGUUGGAUGACUGUCCGGAGGAGUUAUCCAAUUCGUCGCCAACUCUGCAGGUCUUCGAUCCUGAGCCACAAGACCAUGGUGUAAUGGCUGCCAUAGCGACCACACCAAGAACCGAGUGCAGGAAUGAAUUCCAGCCAGUGGCUAGAACGCAUAGUUUUCCAGAAGAUUCUACAGAUAGCCAGUUGUCGGAUGAGCACUUUGACAUAGUACUCUCCCCCCAAUCGGAACCGGCAAGUCCUCCAGAAAGUGAAGCUAUCGACAAUCCGGACACUUCCAGUCACACCUGCAGCAAGUGUGGCCUCGAAUUCGAAAACGUAGACGAACUGAAGCUGCACAAGUACCAUCUGCACGACGUCCCUCCAGAUACCAAGUUCGUUUGUGACCAUUGCGACGAGGGCUUCCGAUCCGCAGCCGCACUCACGCGGCACUGCAACAUAAUUAAUCUUCCAUUGACGCACCCCUGCUCCAAGUGCAAGAGCAAAUUCCACAAUCAGAUCCUGCUGCAGACCCACAAGGAGCGUUGUCCAAGGCCGGCGGCUGCCCAGCAUGUGUGCGACAUAUGUGGCAAGCGGCUGACCACGGCCUUCAAUCUGAAGAAUCACCUGGUACGCCACGCAGGAACACGACCGCACAAAUGCGGCCAGUGCAGCGCGUCCUUUUACACAGCGGCAGAACUCUGUUCCCACCAGAAAACCCACACAACCGAGCGUCCCUACACCUGUCGCUACAACUGUGGUAAAGCCUUCCGUUUUUGCAGCGCCCGCAGCAUGCACGAAAGGGUUCACAUGGACGCCAGCAAGCGUAUCUACCAGUGCGAGUACUGCCCCAAGUCAUAUGUAACACCCAGCGAGUGCAGGACCCAUCAGAAGUAUCACAACUUGACUCGCGAUCACGGUUGCGAAACAUGCCGCAUGAGCUUCAAGACAGUCAAGCACUACAGAUCCCACUUAAAGUCCAAUGCCCACAAAACUCUGGAAGCGCGCGCUAAAGCCGCUGAUUCCUCCAAUUCCGGUCGAAGAAAUUGUUCAACGAAUUGAAUUCAUUAUUGUCAGUUGCAUUUUAAUAAUAUAUACCGAAUUGAUAUUAAUAAAGCUUCCGUUCCGCAUUCA
Drosophila erecta is the source of this 1510-nucleotide messenger RNA. Its product is annotated as transcription factor Ouib. The record is from RefSeq and is a predicted model, not a curated record. Gene Ontology annotation, molecular function: zinc ion binding. The transcript has 6 exons. The coding region runs from base 116 to 1438 and encodes 440 amino acids. Lineage: Eukaryota; Metazoa; Arthropoda; Insecta; Diptera; Drosophilidae. Gene Ontology annotation, cellular component: nucleus.